AUGCCUGCCCAAUCAGCGAACGAGGGUGGUUCUGAUAACGAGGAGGGCACUUAUCGCCCUCGCAAGAGACAAGCGGUGAUAUCGAAAGCAUGUGAGCACUGCAAGGUCAAGAAAGCUCGAUGUGACAGCUCUCGCCCUCAGUGUGGCAUGUGCCAACGGAAAGGUGUGGUAUGCGAGUACAAGGAGAAGGGCCAGCCCGGUUUACGUCCGGGCUAUGGCAAGGCAGUCGAGCAACGCCUCAGCUUAUUGGAGGAUAACAUGGAUAACAUGUCUCGUACGGUACAGGAGAUCCUCAGUUGCGUUCAGAAUUACCAGAAAGGCCCCAUACAGACCCAGCCGCUGGAGGCUCAGCUCUCAGCAUUGGGUACAUCGCCCGAUCCCCCGCCGACAACCAGUGACCGCGAGCAGCAACAAACGGGACCUUCAGAUGGAGAGCCACUCUGGCAACCGGUCUCUGCUUCUUUGCCAACUACUGCAUCAACUGCAACGGCGACAGAUCUGAAUAUGUUUGCCGCAUCACCGCUGCUAGAGAGGAUUGAUCCCCGUCCUCCCCUUGAGUCGUGGGAUGUAACAAACACGCCGACAGCCACAACCGCCGAUUCAUCACUGCCACCUGAACCAAUAAUUCGCGAGCUUAUUGAUAUUUUCUUUGAGCACGUAUAUCCCUGGGCGCCACUGCUCCAUAGGCCAAGCUUUCUCUCUAAAGCAUUCUCCCCAGAGCAAGAAGUUGUCCUCCACGGCAUCGUUGUAGUCGCCUACCGAUUCUGGAGAAAAGCAACACCGCCUGCCGAAGUUCGCGAAGGGCAAAUAAAGACCUCGAGAGAACAGAUUCUUCUGCGAUCAAUUGACGUUGCAUCACUCGCAUCAACGCAAGCCCUCGCUUUUCUCGCCAUUGAUGCUAUCGGGCAGGGCUCUGGGCCAAGGACAUGGAAUAUUAUGGCUAUGCUGGUAACAUCGACGCGCCAGCUUCGCCUCGCCAGUACCAAUAACACAGCUCUGGACCCGCGCUCAUCUUCCCUCGUCGACAAUGAUGCUCCGGACAAAGGCCAAGGCGGUGACGAUAUGUCCAUCAGCGGCAGUAGUAGUGACAUCCACUCGAAUGUCGAGGAAGAGCAGAAGCAUCGUCUUUUCUGGACUAUUUAUGCCCUCGAUCGCUUCUCAAGUGUGCCUCUGGGUCAACCAGGCUCAAUCGACAGCAGGUUGAUCAAGCUACCAUACCCCGUCCGUGACGGAGAGUGGGGUCAGAACGUGGUGCCUGAAUGGUUUCAAAGGCCGUCUCCUACGAGGCCUUACCUUGACCAUCAAAAACCUGUCAACCUUUGGCAUUAUUAUAUCGAUGUCUUGACAAUGGUCGACCAGUCAAACCAGCUGCUAAUCCAGCCGGUGAACCUUGCCCUGCCAGCUAGCUGUGAGGAGUGGCAAAGUAGCUUCCGUCGAUUCGAUAUUUCGCUCUUCACUUGGUUCGAAAAUCUACCAUGGGAAGUUCGCGAGCCUCCCGCAAACUUUGAACCGAUCUGGACUUUGGUCCAUGCUACUUUCUACCUAAUCAACAUACGCAUGUACACGGUUGCGGCGUUCCCCUCAACGGCCUCACCUUACCUGAAGCCCUCAACCUCGGCCCGAAGCCGCUGUCGGCAGGCGGUCCGCAGCGUUGCUAACCUCGCAGCUUCUCUGGAGUCUCACCAGAUCCAACAGCUAGGACCCACGUUUCCCUUCGUGGUGUGGGUUACCGCGCGGAGCCUGGUUAUGCUCUGGACAAUGGGUUAUGAAACCGCGCGCGGAGCUGUGCCUGACGACUUGGAGGCUCUCCUAUAUACUUUGAGACAAUCAGCGAUACACUGGCCAUGUAGUCAACGCUACUCGGAUAUGGUUCAGUUGAUUGUUGAUACGAAGAAUAGUCCUUCUGGGCCAGUCGGUCUGGAAAUAUUCAAUGACACCCGUCGAACGGCGUAUGGACUUCAGAAUAGGCUAGGGGCUCUGGUUGACUGUCAGGCUAUGGCUUUGUUCGCUGGAUCUGACGACUUUCUUGAUGUCGGAUUUUCGGACUUGCUCAACUUUUCUGGGCCUCAGGUUGGGCUGAGAGGAGUUGGCAGAGAGUUUGAUGCAGACUGGUUGUGA
Colletotrichum siamense is the source of this 2118-nucleotide messenger RNA. RefSeq names its product putative transcriptional regulatory protein. Gene Ontology annotation, cellular component: nucleus. The record is from RefSeq and is a predicted model, not a curated record. NCBI's taxonomy places the organism in Eukaryota, Fungi, Ascomycota, Sordariomycetes, Glomerellales, Glomerellaceae. Gene Ontology annotation, biological process: DNA-templated transcription; regulation of DNA-templated transcription. Gene Ontology annotation, molecular function: DNA binding; zinc ion binding; DNA-binding transcription factor activity, RNA polymerase II-specific. The transcript has 4 exons. Bases 1 to 2118 code for a protein of 705 amino acids.